Molecule: messenger RNA, 1137 nt
Organism: Aspergillus udagawae
Lineage: Eukaryota; Fungi; Ascomycota; Eurotiomycetes; Eurotiales; Aspergillaceae
Gene: pex10
Product: ubiquitin-protein ligase peroxin 10
Exons: 1
Coding region: 1-1137 (378 amino acids)
Biological process (GO): protein import into peroxisome matrix
Cellular component (GO): peroxisomal membrane
Molecular function (GO): zinc ion binding
Source: RefSeq, a predicted model, not a curated record
AUGGCAGACGAAGAUCUCAAACUCUCCUUAUCUACUCCCACAUCAUCUCCGCUGCCUUCAAGCUCCUCGGCGCAUUUCUACCCCUUCGCAACGUCACCGGAUAUUAUCCGCUCCCACGAAAAGGACGUUUUCCUGACUUCCAGUCUGGUCAAUCAGGCACAAGCGAUCAUUCGCUCUCUCCGUGGCGCACGCUUUGCUCAUAUCCACUCGGACGCGAUCAAACACCUGACCGAGAUUCUAUACUUCUCACUAACGACAUUAAUUGGCAAUCGGACUCUGGGAGAGGAGUAUUGCGAUCUCGUGCAACUGGAAGAUGAUACACUUCAGCUUCCCUCGAUUCACCGAAGAGCGGGCUAUAUUCUGAGUAGCAUCCUUGUACCGUGGGCGCUUCAGCGGAUUCUCCCCGGGUUUCGCCAGCGACUACGCGCGAAAUUGGAGCGUAGCAUCGCCCGGCAACAACUCAAAGCGCAGCAGAAAGCAGAAGAAUUGAGAUUUACCAAGAAAAAUGCUUUGAAGAAGCAGUCAUUCUUCACCGCACUUCGAGUCCAGAAAUACAUUCUGGAGCAUCUCGACUCGAUCACCUCGCUUUCACCUAUUUACGCCCUAAGUAUAGCAACCUUUUAUUUCACUGGCUCCUACUAUCAUUUGUCGAAACGCUUCUGGGGACUGCGCUACGUGUUCACGAAGAAACUGGAGGAAAAUGAACAGAGAGUAGGGUAUGAGGUCUUGGGAGUUUUGCUUGUCCUUCAGAUCGCGGUACAAGGCACUCUGCAUAUUCGAAAACUCGGCCUUAGUAUGCAACAAGAGGGAGAGGGUAUUGAGACCGAAGUGGCCAGUUCCAAGCCUCAAGAUGACUCCUUGAUCCGCUCCAUUCAGAAUCCUUACAACCUCCCGCUUCUUCCUGCUUCUGCAGCUCGAUAUGAUCUUUCAGAAGACUCGAAUGCCAUUCCGUGGAUUCCUUCAGGGCAACAGAGCAAGUGCACGCUUUGUCUGGAACUAUACAAAGAUCCCAGUGUCACAACAUGUGGACAUGUCUUCUGUUGGACGUGUAUUCGCGAUUGGGUACGCGAGAAGCCCGAGUGUCCACUCUGUCGACAAGAGGUAAUACCAUCUAAGGUCCUGCCGCUGAGGGGCUGA